Messenger RNA from Acaromyces ingoldii, 819 nucleotides. Its product is annotated as Shwachman-Bodian-diamond syndrome protein. Bases 16 to 783 code for a protein of 255 amino acids. Lineage: Eukaryota; Fungi; Basidiomycota; Exobasidiomycetes; Exobasidiales; Cryptobasidiaceae. The record is from RefSeq and is a predicted model, not a curated record. The transcript is spliced from 2 exons. Gene Ontology annotation, biological process: ribosome biogenesis; cytosolic ribosome assembly.
CACACACGCACAACCAUGCCGAUCAACCAGCCGUCGAACCAGAUCAAGCUGACAAACGUGUCGGUCGUGCGGCUGCGCAAGGGUGGCAAGCGGUUCGAGGUGGCGUGCUACAAGAAUAAAGUGCUGGACUGGCGCAACGGCAGCGAGCCGGACCUGGACGAGGUGGUGCAGAUUGAAAAUGUGUUUCUGAACGUGUCCAAGGGCACCGUGGCGCCCAAGGAGGACCUCAAGCGGGCGUUUGGCGAGGACAAGAGCAUGCACGACAUUCUCGUCGAGGUGCUCAAGCGUGGCGAGCUGCAAGUGGGCGAAAAGGAGCGCUCCCACGAGAUUGGCGCUGCGUGGCGCGAGAUUGCGACGCUCGUCAGCGAAAAGUGCGUCGACCCCGCCUCGCAGCGCCCUUACACCGUCGGCAUCAUCGAAAAGGCCAUGCACGACAUCCACUUUGGCGUCAAGCAGAACAAGUCGGCAAAGUCGCAGGCCCUCGAUGUCAUUCGCCAGCUCCAGGCCAGCAAGACGAUUCCCAUUGAGCGGGCCAGGAUGCGCGUGAGGGUGACGAUGCCGACAAAGGACGGAAAGCGGAUCAAGGAAAAGGUGCAGGAGCUCGUCGACAAGGUCGAGGACGACGACUGGGUAGACGAGUGGGAGCUGGUCGCCGUCAUGGACCCCGGCUCGCUGCGCGUCAUCAACGAGCUUCUCGAGAGCGAGACAAAAGGCAGAGGCAAAGUAGAGGUGCUCAACUUUGCCAGUGUAGGGGACGACGCGGGCGACGAGAUGCUCGAGUGAGAGUGCACGAAUAGAAUGAUAGAUUACAAGAGAGAG